Molecule: messenger RNA, 336 nt
Organism: Phytophthora sojae
Lineage: Eukaryota; Oomycota; Peronosporomycetes; Peronosporales; Peronosporaceae
Exons: 1
Coding region: 1-336 (111 amino acids)
Source: RefSeq, a predicted model, not a curated record
AUGGGCAUCCGCGAUGGCCUGGAGGUCGGCAAGGAGGACACACUGCAGGAAGGGUUCGACCUGGGUUUCGCUGAGGGAGCGGAGCGCAGUUUCCGCUUCGGCAAGCUGCGGGGCGCGCUCAGCGCGGCUGCAGCGAGCGGCUUGUUCUCCAGUAUAAAUUCAGAGAGCCUGGGCCAGGCUCGGGCUUGCCUGAAGCAGCUGCGCACGCUGGAGAUGGACACAAGCGUCCACAAGGACGGAGAGAAGGUCGAUGCUGCGUCCACUGAAGAGGCGGACGCAACCGUGACACAGGCCCACAAGUUGUUGAAGCUCGUCGGAAUGGACCUGUCCGAGUAG